Molecule: messenger RNA, 657 nt
Organism: Ophidiomyces ophidiicola
Lineage: Eukaryota; Fungi; Ascomycota; Eurotiomycetes; Onygenales; Onygenaceae
Gene: MOB1
Product: Mitotic exit network component
Exons: 5
Coding region: 1-657 (218 amino acids)
Biological process (GO): signal transduction; cell division; positive regulation of protein phosphorylation
Cellular component (GO): cytoplasm; nucleus
Molecular function (GO): protein kinase activator activity
Source: RefSeq, a predicted model, not a curated record
AUGACUUCCUUUAUCCCUACGGUUAACGCGCGAUCAAGGGGGGCGUUUAAACCCCGCGCAGCGAACAAAGGGACUACAAAUUAUCAGUUGAAGCAAUUUGCGGAAGCGACGCUGGGUAGUCGAAGUUUACGAAAAGCCGUCAAGUUACCCGAAGGCGAGGACUUGAACGAAUGGCUGGCGGUGAAUCUGGUCGAUUUCUACAACCAAAUCAAUCUGCUAUAUGGGGCUAUCACCGAGUUUUGCUCUCCCCAGACCUGCCCUGAGAUGAAGGCCACGGAUGAAUUUGAAUAUCUGUGGCAGGACUCGGAGAAUUACAAACGCCCAACCAAAAUGUCAGCUCCACAAUAUGUAGAGCAUCUGAUGUCUUGGGUGCAGAGCAACAUCGACAACGAACAAAUGUUUCCAAGUCGAAUUGGCGUUCCGUUUCCAAAGACCUUUCCAAGUCUCUUGCGCCAGCUUUUCAAACGCCUGUAUCGAGUGUAUGCCCACAUAUACUGUCAUCAUUAUCCAGUUAUUGUGCAUCUUGGACUAGAACCGCACUUAAAUACAAGUUUCAAGCAUUAUGUGCUGUUUGUCGACGAACACAGUCUGGCUAACGGAAAAGAUUUCUGGGGUCCACUGGGAGACCUGGUGGAUAGUAUGCUGCGCAGCGAUUAA